GUAAUACCCCAAAAAUUUCAAGAACAUUAAAGUUGAGUUAGGGACUUAAUGCCGGACAUAAACCAGCCAUCACCGACGCCUCCACCUGAAAAAUUGAAAAUUCCCCAGAUCUGCUGUCUUCUUCCUCCCUUGCCGCCGGUUGCUGCUGGGUGUUGUGAACUUCGGUUUUCCUGUGGUCCCGUGGAAGCCUCCAAUUUUUCGCUAGCUCUUCCCCCCAUACCCGUCAGCUCCAGCCUUGCUUGCUGAGGAUUUCUGGUCCUUGAUCGUCCUGUGACCCUAGCACUUGGAUUAAGCCUUCUGUCCUGUGCAAUUAAGUUUUCUUUGUCCACCAUUUCAAGUAGUGAGACCCGAUGCAUGGGGAGCUCGGGGGAGUGACGAGUUAGACGGCUAAGCAUUUUUUGGACUUAGUUUUGUAGCUAGGCUGCUAGUCACCCAU
Messenger RNA from Rubroshorea leprosula, 436 nucleotides. The record is from the annotation of a GenBank genome assembly. Lineage: Eukaryota; Viridiplantae; Streptophyta; Magnoliopsida; Malvales; Dipterocarpaceae.